CAACGUUUCUUUCUGCUGGCCUGCUUUGACGUUAUUUUAAAUGUAAACAAACAAUUUUCAGAUUUAUUGUUGACGUUUACAUUCACUUUAAUUAGUAUCAUAAAGUACAAUAGUAUUGCUAAAUUACAGUUCGAUAAGAAUUCGCUGGGUAUACAAAAAUGUUAGAAUAGUGUUUUAUUGCGUAAACUUAAAUAGAAACCACCUCCAAAAACCCCCAGUACCCCAAAUAACUUUUGUGACAAUGAGUAAAAAUAGUGUUAUACAAAUAAACAGUUAUAAGAAUGGUGAAUCUGGAUCUUCAGCAGGAGCGCAAUUACAGCGCAAAAAUUCCACAACUGAUAACACAGAACCACCGGAAAUGAGGAUAUUAUGUUUCGAACUAACACACUAUAAUAAAACUACGCAAUUUCUGUUAAGUUGUGCUGGGGUAUUCGUUUUGUAUUUAUUGUAUGGCUAUUUGCAAGAGUUAAUAUUUACCGAAGAGGGUUUCAAGUCCUAUGGUUGGUUUUUAACCCUCAUACAAUUCGGUUACUAUAUAUGUUUUGGUUUGUUGGAGCGUAACUUAGAGGCUAAACGUAGUGGUGUAGCAGCAUUGCAAAGGAAUAUACCAAUGAAUACUUAUGUCAUUUUGGCAGCUUUAACUUUAGGCACCAUGGGUUUGUCGAACUCUAGUUUGGGGUUUUUAAACUAUCCCACUCAAGUGAUAUUCAAAUGUUGCAAAUUAAUUCCUGUAAUGGUGGGUAGUAUACUUAUACAAGGCAAACGCUAUGGUCCUUUGGAUUUUGCGGCCGCACUGGCCAUGUGUGUGGGUUUGGCCUGGUUUACUUUGGCCGAUUCUCAAAUAUCACCAAAUUUCAAUGCUAUGGGUGUCGCCAUGAUCUCGGGUGCUCUAUUAUGUGAUGCUGCCAUUGGUAAUGUUCAGGAAAAGGCCAUGCGUGAUUAUCGUGCUCCCAGCAGUGAGGUGGUUUUAUUUUCCUAUGGUUUGGGUUUUGUUUAUCUGUUUGUCAUAAUGAUGGUGACGGGCAACUUCUUUAGUGGUUUUGCUUUUUGUCUAGAGCAUCCUCGUGAAUCUUUUGGUUAUGGUUUUUUCUUUAGUCUUUCCGGUUAUCUGGGUAUACAUUUUGUUUUGGCUUUGGUUAAGAGCAGUGGAGCGCCUGUAGCUGCUACAGUAACUACAGCACGUAAAGCUGUUACCAUAGCCAUUUCCUUUGUGUUCUUUAGCAAACCCUUUACCAUACAAUAUCUAUGGUCUGGUUUGGUGGUAGUUUUAGGCAUAUAUCUUAAUGUUUAUAGUAAAAAACAUAAAUUAACCUUUAAUGAUUUGCAGCAUAAAGUUAAACAGUCUCUUUAUAUGCUGGGUAAAACAACGAACUCACGCAAAUUUUUAGUAGAAGUUUAAGUUUGUUAAAAAAGUAAGUACGUAGUAAUUCUAGUUUUAUUUAAAGACUCAAAUUUUUUGUAAUUUAAAGAAAACACAAAAUAUUCAUUUACAUACUCUAUACUCAGCUUUAAAUAAAAUAGCAGUUUAUUGUAAUA
Molecule: messenger RNA, 1536 nt
Organism: Lucilia sericata (common green bottle fly)
Lineage: Eukaryota; Metazoa; Arthropoda; Insecta; Diptera; Calliphoridae
Gene: Papst2
Product: adenosine 3'-phospho 5'-phosphosulfate transporter 2
Exons: 3
Coding region: 242-1399 (385 amino acids)
Biological process (GO): transmembrane transport
Cellular component (GO): Golgi membrane; endoplasmic reticulum membrane
Molecular function (GO): 3'-phosphoadenosine 5'-phosphosulfate transmembrane transporter activity
Source: RefSeq, a predicted model, not a curated record